Molecule: messenger RNA, 919 nt
Organism: Amorphotheca resinae ATCC 22711
Lineage: Eukaryota; Fungi; Ascomycota; Leotiomycetes; Helotiales; Amorphothecaceae
Exons: 8
Coding region: 28-888 (286 amino acids)
Molecular function (GO): methyltransferase activity
Source: RefSeq, a predicted model, not a curated record
GUUGAUGCUAGUAUCACAGCAUAUCGAAUGGAGAAUGGUAGACGCUACCAUGCGUACAGGGACGGAGCUUACUGGGCUCCAAAUGACGAAAAGCAAAAUGAAAGCCUAGACAUCAACCAUCACAAGUUCCAGAAACUUUUAGACGGGAAAUUGCAUCUUGCCCCCAUAGCGAAGGAUAUUGAGAGAGCCCUUGACCUCGGAACAGGCACUGGCAUCUGGGCUAUUGAUUUCGCCGACGAAUAUCCUCAGACAACAGUUCUGGGGACAGAUCUCUCGCCUAUACAACCAAGCCUCGUGCCGCCAAAUCUCAGAUUUGAAAUCGACGAUGUUCAAGAUCGAUGGACUUACCCUCGGGAUUAUUUCGAUUUUGUUCACCUCCGCGGUCUGUUUGGGAGUAUCAAAGACUGGCCAGGCUUAUACAGUCAAGCUUACCGACAUCUCAAGCCUGGAGGAUGGAUUGAACAGCUAGAGAUAUGCAUUGAUUUCAAAAGCGACGAUGGAACUAUCAGGGAGGAUAGUCCUUUGAGAACCUUCUCUGGGCUCUUCAGAGAAGCGGGUGAAAUUACGGGACAGACUUUCACAAUCGCAGAGACCAUGAAGGAGGAGAUAGAAAAUGCCGGAUUUGUGAACGUCGUUGAGAAGGUCUACAAAGCUCCACUAGGACCGUGGCCGGCAGAUCCAAAGUUACAGGAACUUGGUCGAUGGACCCUCUUAGGAUUUGAUACUGGUCUUGAAGGCUUCGUCCUCGCAAUUCUGACUAGAACAUUGGGGUGGAAUACUACUGAAGUACAGGUACUUCUGGCUCAAAUACGAGCGGCUAUUCGCGAUAGAGGGACGCAUGCAUACCAUGAGAUACGUGUGGUUUAUGGACAGAAGCCUUCAAGAUGACACCGUGGAAUUAAUUAAUAUGAUACCCAGC